Marmota flaviventris (yellow-bellied marmot) is the source of this 291-nucleotide messenger RNA. Its product is annotated as C-C motif chemokine 7-like. The record is from RefSeq and is a predicted model, not a curated record. Gene Ontology annotation, biological process: antimicrobial humoral immune response mediated by antimicrobial peptide; positive regulation of cell migration; positive regulation of GTPase activity. Lineage: Eukaryota; Metazoa; Chordata; Mammalia; Rodentia; Sciuridae. Gene Ontology annotation, molecular function: chemokine activity; CCR chemokine receptor binding. Gene Ontology annotation, cellular component: extracellular region.
AUGAAGGUCUCUGCAGCUCUUCUGUGCCUGAUGCUCACAGUAGCCGCCUUCUGCAUUCCCACGCUUGCUCAGCCAGAUGGGAUCAACAUCUCCACCUGCUGCUAUGAAACCCGGAAAAAGAAGAUCUCCUUGCAGAAACUGAAGAGUUACACCAGGAUCACCAGCAGCAACUGUCCCAGGGAAGCUGUGAUCUUCAAGACCAAACUGAACAAGGAGAUCUGUGCUGACUCCAAUCAGCAGUGGGUCAAGGACGCCAUCAAACACCUGGACAAGAAAACCCAAGACCCUUGA